Molecule: messenger RNA, 1477 nt
Organism: Cuscuta epithymum
Lineage: Eukaryota; Viridiplantae; Streptophyta; Magnoliopsida; Solanales; Convolvulaceae
Source: the annotation of a GenBank genome assembly
AUUUUAUGUCGAAUUACACUCGUCUAUCACUUCCAAAUAUUCAGAACUCAGAACUUCGGAAGCUCUCUGCUCCCCUUCUCGGCUUCUCUUCUCUGCUCCAUUCCACUUACAAACUUGAAAUCUUUUAAAUUUCUCACCCACGAUUUUACAAUACAACCAACCCUUCGAAACAAAUUCGAAUUCUUCACACAAUUGUGCCGAUUCCUCAGAGUCGCUCAAAGCUCCUCUCACAAACUCAUUGAUUAUCACUUAUCAGGUGAUUGCAUAUUUGGUGCGUUCUCAACUUGUGAACUGUGGCAUAUGAAGUAUAAAUGUUUUUGUUAUUUGGGGAUGACUGGAGAAAAUAGAUAUGAAAAAUUGGCAAAAUCUUUCUCUCCUUCUAAUGUACCAUAGAGAUGGGUUAAGCACUGGAAUUACGUUAAGAGAUUCAGUUAGCCUUGAUUUCAAAUGAAUCCCCUACCCUUCAAAGAAGGCCUUUAGCUACUUCAUUGGUCACCGUGCUUUGGCUACGAUGAGUAAUGUGGGUAGUUUUUAACUGAAUGGUUUUUAUUAGUUUAUGAUGCUUCAGAAUGCGUUGUUUCACAUUAUUAGUUUAUAUUGAAAUUCAACCCUAUAAGUGUAGGCUUAUAAAGUAAUGUCAUCUAUACUUCUAAAUUACAAGUGUUCAUAUGGAAAUCGCUUCAUUUAUUGGGGGUAGGUUAAGGUUGAUGCCAACUUUGCAUCCUUUUGGACUUUUUUAAAAGUGAACACAAAGAUCAAGCUGUAUGAUCAUCAUCAUCAAGCAGUAUGAUCAUCAUCCUCAAGUGUUUAACUUCACAUAGUUAUAAAGUUCAAUCACAUGUAUAGUCUAUUGGAAUUUUAUAAAUACUUUGUGUCUACAUGUACACUCUUCAAUUACAGAGUGUAUGUUAAAUUGAACUCUUAGUUCAGGCUCAGACGGGUUUUAACUUGACCUGGAUAUAUCACGUAAUAGAUUGGGUUAUAAAAACUUCAGGCUGAAACAGGGCUCGAUAUAAUCAGGCUGGUACAUAAUUUUUGACACCUGAGUUCUGGUGAAUUUAAACUUUCCGCCAAGAAGUGAAAAUAAUCUUCUUUUUUAGUUGGUCCUUUAAUUAUGAUAAACAAUGAAAACUAAAAGUUUAACUUGAGGAUUGAAAAUACAUGGAUUUACAAUUUAGUUUAGUUUAUAUACAUGUUUAGUUAAAAAAUGGAGUUUUUCCUUUUAAAGAAUCCAGUUUUUUUAUGUAACACGUUAAAUAUUGUUAACUAGAUGCAAUUUUUUCUUUUACUUUCGAUGUUGAUUUGAAAACUUUAAGAUUAGAAGAGGUGAAAAUGCAGUUUUUAUACUUCAAUACAUACUCCUUUCUUUCUUUCUUUCUUUCUCUCUCUCUCUCUCUCUCUCUCUCUCUCUCUCUCUCUCUCUCUCUCUCUCUCUCUCUCUCUCUCUCUCUCUCUCUCUCUCUCUCUCUCUCUCUCU